UCCCACCAUAGAGAGAGAGAGAGACAGAGAGAAUGGGUUCCAGAUCCUUGUCAGAGAAGCCUCAUGCAGUGUGUAUACCAUUGCCUGCUCAAGGCCACAUCAACCCCAUGCUAAAACUAGCCAAACUCCUCCAUAGCAAAGACUUCCACAUAACCUUCGUUAACACAGAGUUCAACCACAAACGCAUCCUCAAAUCCCGAGGCCCAGACUCGCUCGACGGCCUUCCCACCUUCCGCUUUGAGACCAUACCCGACGGCCUCCCGGAAUCCAACGCCAAUGCCUGCCUGUUGGAGUCCACCAACAAACACUGGUUACCUCCUUUUAAAGACCUUCUUCGCAAACUCAAUGACACUGCUACAUCGAACGUUCCACCGAUCACUUGCAUAGUCUCUGAUGCGAUCAUGUGCUUCACACUCGCAGCUACUGAAGAACUAGCCAUUCCCCAUGUUUCUUUCUGGGCAGCCGGUGCUUGUGGCUUCAUGGGUUUCAUCCAACACCGUAAUCUUGUCGAAAAGGGUUUCUUCCCUGUCAAAGACCCCAAUUCCAUCACAAAUGAGUAUUUGGAUACGAUUGUAGAUUGGAUACCUGGUAUGCAAGGUAUACGCUUAAAGGAUAUCCCAAACUUUAUUUAUUGCGUUAGUCUUGGUGACUUUAUAAUUAAAUUUAUGUCGGAGAUAACUGAGACAGCUCUCAAAUCUUCUGCAAUUAUUUUGAAUACAUUUGAUGAACUGGAGCAUCAAGUUUUGUACUCACUUUCAUCCAUGUUUCCCCCAAUUUACACAAUCGGACCUUUACACUUACUCUUGAACCAAAUCAAGGACGAUAGUUUGAAGUCAAUAGGAUCAAAUUUGUGGAAAGAAAUAACUGAGUGCCUAGAAUGGCUCAACUCUAAAGAACCUAACUCUGUUCUUUAUGUGAAUUAUGGAAGCUUAACUAUAAUGACACAAAAUCAACUGGUUGAGUUUGCUUGGGGACUUGCUAAUAGCAACCAGACCUUUUUAUGGAUAAUAAGACCUGAUCUUGUCACCGGCGACUUAACUGUUAUUCCACCAGAAUUCAUUACAGAGACCAAAGAAAGAAGCUUACUUAUAAGUUGGUGCCCACAAGAGCAAGUUCUCUCCCACCCAUCCAUCGGAGGGUUUUUAACUCAUUGUGGGUGGAACUCCACUAUUGAAAGCAUUUCCAGUGGAGUGCCAAUGAUAUGUUGGCCAAGUUUCGGAGAUCAACAAAUCAAUUGUUGGUAUAGCUGCACUCAGUGGGGGACUGGGAUAGAGAUAAACAAUGAUGUUAAGAGAGAUGAAGUUGAGAGGGUUGUGAGAGAGUUGAUGGUUGGAGGCAAAGGUAAGGAGAUGAAGAAAAGAACCAUGGAGUGGAGGAAAAUGGCUAAAGAGGCAAUAGUGAGUUCAUCAGCUUCAUCUUUCUCAAAUCUAGAGAAAAUGAUUAAGCAAUUAGUUCCUAUCAAACGUUAGGGUAAUUAAAGUAACUACUUUACAAAUAUUAUCUUCUAUUGUAUUUCAAUAUAUUGUUUCGUUAUGGGAUGUGUAGUUUAUGUAUAUUGUUGGUUAUUGAUAUUGUAAUUUAAAAAAAAAUUUACUACAUGUCAUGGUUUAGCUCAUCUGGAUCAUGUAUGACAGAACA
Camellia sinensis is the source of this 1638-nucleotide messenger RNA. Lineage: Eukaryota; Viridiplantae; Streptophyta; Magnoliopsida; Ericales; Theaceae. The record is from RefSeq and is a predicted model, not a curated record.